Molecule: messenger RNA, 1380 nt
Organism: Gongylonema pulchrum
Lineage: Eukaryota; Metazoa; Nematoda; Chromadorea; Rhabditida; Gongylonematidae
Source: the annotation of a GenBank genome assembly
AUGCAAAUGCUGCAGUCGGUGCACACGGAGAAGUUCGUAAAAGAGAGUAUCGACAACAGAGAUGCGGAAUGGGAAGAUAAGCUGGAGGAGGUUACAAAAAAGGUGGAAGUGAAGGAGCAGAAUGCCGUGAGUGCUACUGAGGAAAUAGCUGUUGAAGACCGUAAAGAUAAAAAAGCUCGAAAAUCGAGAAAAAACCCGAAAAGUGAAGACAAGGAGAGUGCAUCGACUAGCAACGUUGGGAAGAAGUUGCGCAUUGAGAGAAAUUAUUGGGUGGAAUAUUGGGACGACAACGACGGUAUGGAUCCCUGGACCAGUACAGUGGAUAUGCCAGCAAAAGUAGAAGCCGACGCUACCGCACCAAUGCAUUAUGUAAUUGUUAUCGACAACAGAUUUGGUAUGCGUGAUGUAACUGCUCGAUAUGCUUCUAAAUUUCUAGCAUCUGACAUGCGAAGACUUCGUGCUGAUCCGGACUGGUGGGCUCAGACAAUCAAAUUAUUUCGAAGUAAGGAUCGAAGGCGUGAGCGUAUGGAGGAUGUUGCAAUUCAUGAAUAUUUGAUGUCGCAGCCGACACCAGCAACAGUUGCAGAGUACAAAAAUCAUCCAUUGUAUGUUUUGAAGAAAGAUAUCUUGAAAUAUGAAGCAAUUUAUCCCGAGAAUCAACAACCGAUUGGACAAAUUCGCGGCAUUGAUAUCUAUCCCCGGAGUUCUGUUUUCCAUUUGGAUGGAUCAUUGAAUUGGAUGAAACAGGCACGCAUGGUUAAGGCCGGCGAGAAGCCGUAUAAAAUUGUGAAAGGUCGAGUAAAUCCUCGUAUUCCGCCUGAACUACGAGAACCACGUUCACUUGAACUUUUUGGCUUUUGGCAGACGGAGCCGUACGUACCACCGAAAGUUGUCGAUGGCCGAGUACCACGGAAUGAAUUUGGUAAUUUAUAUGUCUACAAAAACAGCAUGAUCCCGGAGGGCUGUGUGCAUGUGCGCCUCGAUGGACUUGUCGCGGUUGCGCGUCAGCUCGAUAUCGACUGUGUGCCGGCAGUUGUCGGUUGGGAAUUUCAUAAAGGAGGAAAUCAUCCAAUUAUCGAAGGAUGUGUUGUUUUAAAGGAGCAUGAAAAAGCAUUACGUGCAGCAUGGCGGGAGUUUUAUGAGAGAAAGCAGGUUGCUGCGGAGAAGAGACGAAAAGAACGAGCUGUCAAAAAUUGGCGACGAUUAGUGAAGGGACUUUUAACGUUGAAGAAAUUGGUCGAUGAAAAGUUGGAGCAUGAAACAGCGGUUGAGGUGAAGGCUGAGGAGACGCCAGCCACUGAUGACAUGGCUUUCUCAUGGCCACGAACGGCCUUUAAUUUAUCGGGAACCAGUACUGAAAAGCAUCAACAUCGUCUGUAG